Messenger RNA from Taeniopygia guttata (zebra finch), 1156 nucleotides. Lineage: Eukaryota; Metazoa; Chordata; Aves; Passeriformes; Estrildidae. The record is from RefSeq and is a predicted model, not a curated record.
GGGCUGGGCCUGGGGCCCCCUGACCCCCCCGACCGGGGGUGGAGCCGCAGCCGCUCCCGCCGUGCCGGCAGCCAGCGCCGCUCCGUGUCGGAUCGCGCCGGGACGUGCCGGGCCAUACGGGGCUGUACCGGACUGCGCUGGGCUGUGCCAGGCCGUACCGAGCCGAACCGGACCGUACUGGGCUGGGCUGGACCGCACUGAGCCGUGUCGGACCGUGCUGGGCUGUACUGGACCAUAGCGAGCCGGGCUGUGCUGGGCCAUACUGGGCUGUGCUGGGCCGUACUGGGCUGUGCUGGAGCGGCCCGGGCUGUGCCGUACGGAGCGGUGCCGGACUGUUGAGCUGUGCCGGGUGAGACGUGCCCGAGCCCCGCGCCCCGUGCCCCGCGCAGCUCUGCCCGCGCCAUGGUGGCGGGGAUGCUGAUGCCGCUGGAGCGGCUCCGCUCCAUCCUGGAGCUGCUGUUCCGCGAGGGUGUCCUGGUCGGGGAGCGGGACGGGUGCCCCCGGCGCACCCACCCGCAGCUGCCCGGCGUGGCCAACGUGGAGGUUCGGCGCGCCAUGGCCUCGCUGCGCUCCCGCGGCCUCGUGCGCCAGACGGCGGCCUGGCGACACCUCUACUGGUACCUGACGGACGCCGGCGUCGCCCACCUGCGCCAGUACCUGCGGCUGCCCCCGGACGUCGUGCCGCGCUCCCUGCAGCGCGUCCCGCGCCCCGCCGCCCCCCGGCCCGAGCCCCGCCGCGCCGCUGCCCCGGCCGGCACCGGCACCGGCACCCACCGGGCGCGUCCUGCCGCCGGUGACCGCCUCUACCGCAGGAAGGACGAGGGCGAGGGGCACGUGGAGCGCGUCGCCGUCACCGCGGGGCAGGGGCUGUCCCAGCCGCCCCCCCAGCCCAGCCCGGCCGCAGGUACCAAUGGGCGCCCCGGGGUGCUCCUGGUGCUCUCGUGGGUGGGGGGCACUCGAGCCCCUCUGCUGCCAGGGGGGGUCUGGGACAAGGACAAGUCCUUAAGCUCCCCUUAACCCCCCCGUUUCCCAGCCGAGGAUGGGGUGGGGGGUACCUGCAGGCCCCUGUGCUGUCUGGGGAGGGAGGAGGGUGCUGGGGGCCUCCUCGCUGGGCCCCCCUAACCCCACGGGGACGCUCUGGGCAGGAGUGGUCGCC